This is a messenger RNA of Vigna unguiculata (cowpea), 1397 nucleotides long. Its product is annotated as F-box/kelch-repeat protein At5g43190 pseudogene. The record is from RefSeq and is a predicted model, not a curated record. NCBI's taxonomy places the organism in Eukaryota, Viridiplantae, Streptophyta, Magnoliopsida, Fabales, Fabaceae.
UCAAACUUUUAUUUUUAUUUUAGUCAACUCACAUGGCUGCCGCAUCCACACGAUGGAGGCACCCUUCUUCUCUUUAUUAUUACAGGAGACAGACACAAGCUUCAUUCGGAAACUCCGAUGAAAUGAAGAACAUAACAACCUUCACUUCGACGACGACAACAAGAACAACAAUGGACCCCAGAAUCUGGAGCAAACUACCUCCUGAUGUUGUGGAACACAUACUUCUGUUACUCCCUCUCAAGACUCUCUUGAAUCUCAGACCCACUUGCAAGGCCUUCUCCUCUCUUCUCUUCUCUCCUUCCUUUGUCUCCAAACACUCAUCAUCAUCAUCUUCUUCUUCUUCUUCUUCCUCACCCUUCUCUUCCUUUCUCUUACUCUCACACCCUCAGUGCCCUCUCUACUUCCGUCUCUACGAUUCCAACCUUUCCUCUUGGCUCACCAUCUCUCCCUCUCUCCCUUUCUCUUCUUCCUUCUCUCUCGCAUCCUCCUCCGGUGGCCUUUUCUGUCUCCUCAACCCCUCUUCCUCUUCCUUUCUCGUAUGUAACCUCUUUGCCAAGUCCUCCAGAACCAUCCCAUCCCCAACUCAUUCUCUUCACUUCACCCACCUCUCUUUUCUCACCACCCCUCUCACCUACAACUUAGUGCUCCUUUCUUCAAACUCCGCCUUUGUCUAUAACUCCGGCCACCACUGCUGGAGGCGCUUCCAGGGAUUUCAUGCUUUCCUCAACGACAGUUGCCUCCAGCAGGGUACUUUCUUCCACGGCGGCCUCUACUUCACCACCCCGGAACCGUUUUCCGUGGUGCGUUUCGAUUUGGAAAGUGGCAAGUGGGAGAGCCACGUGGCUGAGUUGCCCCCACAACUCACUUUCCUGAGGCUGGUCAGUGAUGACGACGGAGAGGGGAAACUAUAUCUGGUUGGUGGUGUUGGAACCGAUGGGAUCUCCAGAAGUAUCAGGCUUUGGGAAUUAACGAGUGAAGGGGUUUGGGUGGAAGUGGUGGCGUUGCCUGAGAUUAUGUGCAGAAAAUUUGUGUCGGUUUGUUACCAUAACUAUGAACAUGUUUAUUGCUUCUGGCAUGAGGGUAUGAUCUGUGUCUGCUGUUACAUGUGGCCGGAGAUAUUGUACUACAGUGUUUCCAGAAGGAGUUGGGAUUGGCUUCCCAAGUGUCCCUAUUUGCCUCUGAAGUGUAGCUGUGGUUUCAAGUGGUUUUCUUUUGUUCCGAAGCUCUAUGCUUCCGUCUGAGUUAUCUUGUUGGGUUAUAUGCGGUAGCCAUAGUUGUUGGAUUCGAUGCUUUGUUUAUUUGUGUUGUCAUGAACUCACUGUUGUUGUGAAUGUAUGAUAAUAAUGAUGAAGAUGAUGAUGAUGAUGCAUUUAAGUGUUUUGUGAUAACUUUGGGAA